This is a messenger RNA of Aspergillus tanneri, 1230 nucleotides long. RefSeq lists its product as uncharacterized. The coding region runs from base 1 to 1230 and encodes 409 amino acids. The record is from RefSeq and is a predicted model, not a curated record. The transcript has a single exon. Lineage: Eukaryota; Fungi; Ascomycota; Eurotiomycetes; Eurotiales; Aspergillaceae. Gene Ontology annotation, molecular function: heme binding; oxidoreductase activity, acting on paired donors, with incorporation or reduction of molecular oxygen; iron ion binding.
AUGUGUAUGGACGACAAAUCCUUUCCGUCACAGCUGUGGAACGACACAACAUCUCAACCAGAUGCUGCAGUCAACACUUGGAGUGGGGUAGCAAGUCUUCACAGGGCAUUUAUUGUCGCUGGCGUUGGAAUCAUCUUAACCUUUGUGGUGCGAAGAUUGCACCAGAUUCGACAAUUACGGCGGCUUGAACGACUUCAUGGCUGCAAGAAGCUGCCCAACGAGAGUGGGCGGUUUCAGUACGAUUUCCUGGGCAUCGCCAAGGCUAUUGAGCUGGGGUUUCAUUUGCGAUACCGAUCUUUCCUCCGAUACACGAAUGCGCUGUUCAUGAAAUACGGGGAGACGUACGCUUCCAAUGUUCUAGUUUACCGGCUCAUCUUCACCUGCAACACGGAAAACAUCAAACAUCUGCUGUCCACGGCGUUUACCGACUUCGACAGUUCCCCUUUGCGAAAGCACCUGUUUGAGUCCAUCACACCACAUGGCAUCUUCACCCUCGACAGCACGGGCUGGAAGAAAAGUCGGGAGAAAUUGCGCAGUCAACUCUCCAAUCUCCGCCAGAUCGUUGACCUGAACCUGUGUGAACAACAUUUCCAGGCCUUCCUCCAACAUGUUCCAUCCAAUGGCCAAGAAUUUGAUAUUCAAUCCUGCGUCUUCGCUCUCUCUUUGGAUAUGCAGACCUUGUUCUCUCUCGGAGAGUCCGUUGAUGCCCUUGGGUUUUCUCAAUCUCAGGAAAAGAAGCAGUUUUUAGCAGAUCUGCUGUCCGUCAAGGAACGAAUCGUUCAAGAUGGUUUCCGUGGUCCGCUCCGUUAUUUAUAUCCCAAACAACGCUUUAUCCAGUCCUGCAGAAGGGCACGGAAAUAUGUCAUGGCCCAUGUCACCCGAGAAGUCAAAACGACGACCUGCAUGAAUAAGGAGGAUGACGGUCGCCCUUUUAGACGCGCUUUCAAUACGGAAACCGAGGAAAUUUCCCAGCUGGCCGACCAGGCCUUGAGCGUUCUGCUUGCGAACGACAGCAUGGGCACCACUCUCUCGGGUCUUUUCUUUUGCCUUUCCCAGGACACGCGGGUUGUCCACAAGUUGAGGAAAAGCAUAAUUGAUACCAUUGGAUUGACGCCCCCGAUAUGGGAGCAGCUCGCAUCUUUGCGCUAUGUCCGCUGCGUACUCCAAGAAGGUGAGACUUCAGUAAAGUGUCGCUCUGGAGCAUGCACUUACACCAAGCUCGUCAAGUGA